AUGUCAUCCCAAGAAGUCCCAAUUCCGAAUGGCCCGGAACGUCAGCGAAUCCUGAAUGUGCUCGCCCAGCGACGAUACCGCCAACGUAAGCGAGAGCGGCUCCAGUCUUUGGAAAAGAGACUCGACGCUCGAUUGGGAAGUGCUAACACAGUGUAUCCUUCCGGUCGGAAAGUACAGCUGAAUCAUCCAAUCCAGACUCCGCUGUCGGUACCUAGCAACCCAGCGGCCACCAUCGAUGCUUUGUAUGUUAAUUGCCCGGACUUUUCAUACGGAGAUUCUAGAGCGUCUUGCAACACUCCACAAAGCGUCCCGUCAAUGUCAAAUUCCAUAUCCCUAGCCGAACUUCAAGAUCUUGAAACCUCUCAAUUCACAUUCCCAACAGAACACGCAAUCGAGAUCCCAAGUCUCCAAACCAUGGAAGCCUCACUUCGAAUCGCAAACCUCCUCGGACUCGCAGACGACUUCUUUGAUCUCACUGUAACCCGCGUCCUCGAUGUCUCAAAACUCCAAGUCCCGAUUGACCAAUUACCAGAACACUUACGUCCCACAACAGCACAACUUCUCUUACCGCAUUAUCCAGCAAUAGACGUGCUGCCGUGGCCUGCGGUAAGAACGAAACUUAUUGGUCUUUUCAGCCAGCCUGAUCAGCUUAGACCGCCUGUCGCGAGAGGUCCGAUGGCGAUGAUGCGGCUGAUUCAUGCUUUUGAUGAUGAGGCGGAGGGACUGCGUAUUAAGGUUGAUACGCCGGGUGGGGAGUAUGAUGAAAAUUCUUGGGAAAUAGGACAGGCUGUUUUCAAAGAUUGGUGGUGGGUGCUGGAUGAUGGGAUUGUGGCGAAUUCGAAUCGACUGAGGUACUCGAGAGGAGCCUCGAAGUUGCAUCUCUAA
Messenger RNA from Glarea lozoyensis ATCC 20868, 885 nucleotides. RefSeq lists its product as uncharacterized. Bases 1 to 885 code for a protein of 294 amino acids. Gene Ontology annotation, molecular function: DNA-binding transcription factor activity. The transcript has 3 exons. Gene Ontology annotation, biological process: circadian rhythm; regulation of DNA-templated transcription. Lineage: Eukaryota; Fungi; Ascomycota; Leotiomycetes; Helotiales; Helotiaceae. The record is from RefSeq and is a predicted model, not a curated record.